AUGGGGCGACCUCGGGGUGCCUGGCGCAGGUCCGCCGGCCCAGCCGUCGUCGUCGCCGUAGGCCUCCUGUGGGCGCGGCCCACCGACCGCGCGGGGAGCGACGCGGCCUGGCGUGCGGCGUGGCCGCGGCCCGCCCGCGCGCCCGGCAGUCCCGGGGAUGCCGCCCGCGUGGUCGGCAGGGCGAGGCCGCCGCGGCGCGCCCCGGGCCAGCGGCGUACCCUGCGGAGAGCCAGGGGCGGCGAGGAGCUGCGGCCGUUGCACAGGUCGGAGUUCGGCGUGCUCGACUGCGGCGGUAAGUGGACAGAGCCGACGUGUCCAGAGUGUGGGUCCGUCAUGCUGUUGAGGAAGCGCAUCCAGCCAGGAAGAGGCGCCGGAGGUUGUUUCUACUCUUGCGAUGCCUGCAACACGUCGGUGAAGCCGGUUAACAGAAAGGAUGCCGAUAGACGCGCGAAACAGAAGAGUGUCGCGAUUAUGCUCCGCGAUUACCAGAAGGUCGACGUGGAGAGAGUGAGAAAAGCUUUCCAGGAUGACAACUGGGACAUGGUGGUGCUGUCCAUGGCCACGGGCGCGGGCAAGACCUCGGUCGCCAACGCGUACAUUGCCCAGCAUGAGGGGGAGUCGUUGGUCUGGUGGACAGCGCCUUCCUGCGAGCUCCUCGAGCAGGCCGAGAUGAACAUGCGAAGGCUCUCGCCCCGUCGCAACCGGUUUCGGUUGGGCCUCUGGAGUGUCAUGCCCGACGUCGUGGAGCUGCCCAGGUCAUACCAUCAGGUCAGUCCCAGAGCCAGAACCGGGGCGACCGUCUACAUGACGGAGCAGCUGCUCUUCCGGCGACUGGCGGAGCCUCGCCCCGAAGUGGGGAGCAGCGCUCGGGAGGGAGGUCUGGAGGCGAUCCUUCCUCAGCUCCUCGUAGUGGACGAGAGCCACUGGGCGGGCCUUGCCAAGACGGGCAUCGUGCUCCUGAAGUGGGCCCGGUUCCACGGCGUCCGCGUCCUGGGCCUCAGCGCCACGCCCAGGCCGCACCCAGCGCCGCUGCAGCCGAUCAUACACUCGGCCUCGCUGGUGCAGCUGGCGAGCAGGGGCGUCCUUGCCUGGCCCCGGCUGUGGGCAGUCCGCAGGCGGCUCCGCGAGAGCCCGCUGCGCCCCGAGCUCGUGUUCGACAUGCGGGACCACCAAGAAGGGGCUCCCCGAUGA
Prorocentrum cordatum is the source of this 1191-nucleotide messenger RNA. The record is from the annotation of a GenBank genome assembly. Lineage: Eukaryota; Dinophyceae; Prorocentrales; Prorocentraceae.